Messenger RNA from Aspergillus versicolor CBS 583.65, 1704 nucleotides. Its product is annotated as Zn(II)2Cys6 transcription factor. The transcript has 6 exons. The record is from RefSeq and is a predicted model, not a curated record. Gene Ontology annotation, molecular function: DNA-binding transcription factor activity, RNA polymerase II-specific; zinc ion binding; transcription cis-regulatory region binding. The coding region runs from base 36 to 1355 and encodes 439 amino acids. Gene Ontology annotation, cellular component: nucleus. Lineage: Eukaryota; Fungi; Ascomycota; Eurotiomycetes; Eurotiales; Aspergillaceae. Gene Ontology annotation, biological process: positive regulation of transcription by RNA polymerase II.
CACGGUCUGGACAACAAAUCCUGCGAAACACGCAGAUGCCGCGACGACUUGAGCGGAACCGUAAGUGCCAACAAUGCAGAUCGAGAAGAAUCAAAUGCAACGGAAGUCGACCUACGUGCGCACCCUGCCAACGAAGUUCUCGAGACUGUCGGUGGAUUGACGACAUACCAACAGAACUCCCGCCCAUCACCCACGCACCCCAGUCUAGUCCUUCGUUUCCAGCUCCUUGCCGCCAAAACGAAUACACCCCCACACACAACCCCGAGCAAGCCCUGUGGGAUCCUCAGAUCGCGAAGAUAUUUCGCCACUACAUAGAAGGGCUCGCCGGCUGGUAUGACCUGAACGACAGCAGGCGCCAUUUCAAGGAUGUAGUGCCUGUCCGGGCUCGACAUAAUCCGCUCUUGCUAAGCGCUAUUCUGGCUUUUGCUGCAGCUCACCAACACCGUGUAUUGGCAGAAGACAGCUAUCUAGAUGUCGCCGAGUUUUACCAUUAUGAUAGUGUCCGGCGACUGAUAUCACUCACUCGAAAUGUGGAUGAGAUGCCAAUUGGCGAAACACUGGCUGCAAUCUGCCUCCUCCGCUCUUACGAAAUAAUAACGCAGAACGUCAGCUCCCAGAGUCACCUACAAGGAUGUUAUUCCCUCCUAGCCAGUCGGCACGUCCAGCUCACCUCAGACUUACUUAGCUCAGGGUUCUGGAACUAUCUGCGAGAGGAUAUUACUGUGUCCCUUAUAGAACAGCGAAGUCUCAUGAUCUCGCUGUCUCAACAUGCUCCCCCGGAAUCUGCAGACGACGCGGACUUUGCUAAUAACGUCACAUUCCUCCUUGGAAGAAUAAUCAACCGGUGCCUAUCAAUAAAUUCUCCGGCUCUUAGCCUCCCAGAAUGGAAAAGUAUGAAGUCUGAGCUAGAUAGUUGGAAAGCCUCACUUCCCUCAUCUUUUGAUCCAAUACAAACCCCUGGAUUGGGAAAGCAAGGCAACUUCCCAUCCAUUUGGGCUCUCCGAGGCUGGCAUGUGUCGAGUCUCCAUUACUAUCACACCGCCAUGAGUAUCCUCUGGCUGGCAGAGCCAUUACCACAGCCACUCAAUACCUUACAACGACUGAACAACAUGAACUCUCUCCGUCAGAAAUUAGAUCACCAUGCAACUGAAGUGUGUGCUUUGGCCCUUACAAGCGAUUCGGCGCCGGUAUGGGUUAACGCUUUUGGUCCCAUAGCUUUCUGCGGCCCUUGGCUUCAGGACAUUCAAAAACGCAACGAGAUUACAGAGGAGGUGAAGCGGUGGGGAGCAUUAAGUGGGUGGCCAGUUUCCACUAUAAUAGAAGCACUCUCCUCGCCUGCAGAUGUUGAGCGAUGAAGGGGAUUUAAAUAGCUGUAUGUAGCCAUAGGGUGAAUCGGGAUGAAAAGAAUCGGCGUUGAAACGGUCAGGAUAUCGGCUGGUUCUAAAUCGACUUUAUUCCGAGAGCAUAAUAAUAUCUGCUAGUAAUAUUAUGCUAUCACAAGGCCAUGGGCAGUCCAGUCUGCGGAAACAUUGUUUGACCUUGAAUGGCUCGCUGUUCAGUCGCCCACAUGAAGUGGAGAAAGGCGAAAGGCGAAAGGCGAAAGGCGAGAUGGGAAAGGCGGGAUCUUUCCAUAUGCGAACUGACUUUAUCUGCUCCCUUCCAAUGAAAUUGCUCCUAUAAUAAUUAGUGGAGUGCUCUAUCCAC